AAUCAGAGAUGAGUUUUUCACCACUUCCUAGCACAUGGGCUGUGGAUCAUCCAGUAGUAAUGAACUGGACGCCCUUUUUCCUACGUCACACGUCUGAAGUAUACAACCUCUGAGGAGUUAGACACAGAAAGGAAACACGGGCCUGCUAAAUGUGUAACAUUCAAGGGAAAUGAUGGAGAACCCGGCCAACAGAACCAAGCACACUGAAAGUACGGGAGACUGCGCCAUAUGCCUGGAGAAGAUUCAGAGGAAGAAAACGCUCAAGUGUCAACACUCUUUCUGCUCGGAGUGCAUCGACUCUGUUUUCAGCCUGAAACCCGCAUGUCCGAUAUGCAACACCUUCCACGGAGUGUACACGGGGACCCAGCCGCAGGGCACGAUGACGGUGAACUCCAGCUUCAUGAAGCUGCCGGGCUUCGAGAAGUGCGGCACCCUCGUCAUUCAGUACACUUUCCCAGCGGGGAUACAAGGGCCUGAGCACCCAAACCCCGGGGUGAGGUACAGUAGCACCUCUCGUACAGCCUACCUGCCAGACUGCACAGAGGGACAGAAAGUCCUGAGGCUGCUGAAGAAAGCGUUCGACCGAAGACUGACGUUUACCAUCGGACGGUCGGCCACAACGGGCCUCAACAACGUUAUCACCUGGAACGACAUUCACCACAAGACCAACAUAGAUGGCGGCCCGCAGUGUUUUGGAUAUCCAGAUCCAGCGUACCUUUUCAGGGUUCAGGAGGAGCUUCGUCUCAAAGGUGUAACAGAAGAUGAUUGAUUGUUCCAAGAUAUCCUUUAGACAGAUUUAGUGUUGCUCAUAAUAACAUUUCCAGUUGCAAGUCAGCACUUUUCCACAGCAACGUUCACUACUGAUACUUGAAGAUGUGUUUUUCAUUUGAGCUGGCUAAACCAAGGGACAUGUUAAGCUUUUUCAAAGAUAAUUUUUUCCCGCUUUAUUCUUAAGUUGCUAGUUUACUUUAAGCCAAUAGAGAAGGACAAGUUUGGUGUUGAUUUUGAUGGAUUUCCGAAGUGUUUCUUUGGCAUGUUCUGUAAAAUACACACAGCACUGUCCCCAUUUAUUGGCACCCUUUGUAGAGGCGUACAAAAAGCCUGAAAAUAAGUAAAUCUUUUGUUCCAUUAUCCUGAUCGCACACUAGAAAAUAUGCCUCAGUUUUAGUUUUUUUUAAUCAUCACUCAGGCUGUAGAUACACACAUGUUAAUGCAAGAAGACAUUUACUGACUUAUGAGGAUUGUUUGAAUGGCAUGUUCUUUUCUCUUUCCCAGUUUUAGGAGUGAAUAAGAGAAACAGACCUUCAUUUGUCUAUAUAUUUAUGUAUAAACUCAGGAAACAGGAGAUCAUAGAAUACUAAUUAAAAAAUCCUAGAUACGCAAUCAUUCGAUCAGUUCGAAAAAGUAAAGUAUCUAUUCAUAAAAUUGUUUUUAUUACACUUAUUAGUUGAAAACCUAGUUUUUAAAUUGAGGUACAAUGUUUUGUGAGAGAUUAUGCUACUGCAAUGACAGUUUAGUUUGUUAGGUGGAUUUCUUUUUUCCAGGGAUGCCAAUAAAAGUAGAGGAUGCUGUGUUUGUAACAAUUUAUUUCAAGCUGCCAUUUGCACUGGAUAAAAACAUAAUAUAAAGGAAUAGCUAUCAAAAAGAUCUAUGGCAGCGUGAUAUAAAUGCUUCUGAUGAUACUAUGUAUUAUUGUUUUAGUUGACAAUCAGUCCUGUGUAUCCGACGACCUUAAAAUAUUUUGUAAUAUUUGUGCUUUUCCAGCUCCCUCGUUCUUAAAAACAAAAGAUGGGAAAGCAUGCAAACUUUUUUCAGUGAAAAUAUAUUUGAACAUAACAUAACAUUCCCAUAAAAUAUGUUUGUCCAAAUUUAAACUAUACCUUUAAAUGGGGUGUCAUUAAAAAGUAAUGACACGUUAUUCUUUAAAAUGAGUAAAAACCAUUUAAAGAAUGGCUAAUAAACUAUGGCUAAUAUCCAUAGUUAUUUUUUGCAACAAUGCAUAUUGAUUGAUUUUGUGCCUUAUGCAAUAUCAGAUAAGGUAGUGCCUUAAAAAAUACCAUUUAUUUUGAAAUCACCGUCUGUUCCUGUGUCUGCAGUUUAAAUAUGUACUUUUUAAUCCCUGCCAUUACCAUGCCAGGGCACUAGAUGGCGGCUUUUCCUAAUAUAAGGCCUGUUGGAUAGUAUUUUCAUUAUUUCUCUCACACCUCAAAGUUUCUUGUCUAAUGUAUUUGGGUCAGUUUAAUCAGAAAACAGCUACACGACAGAGAGACAGCGGAAGUUGCUUUGUGUUAUAUGUAGGGGGAAUACGUACCGCCGCCGUUUGGUGAUAGUUAAAAGCUGAAUGUGAAGCUGUUAUUCUUCCUUAAAUGUCAUUUUUGAACCAAAUAAAUCUUUCUUUAAGACCUGC
Messenger RNA from Girardinichthys multiradiatus, 2407 nucleotides. Its product is annotated as probable E3 ubiquitin-protein ligase DTX3. Lineage: Eukaryota; Metazoa; Chordata; Actinopteri; Cyprinodontiformes; Goodeidae. The transcript has 3 exons. Gene Ontology annotation, biological process: Notch signaling pathway; protein ubiquitination. Gene Ontology annotation, molecular function: metal ion binding. The coding region runs from base 170 to 769 and encodes 199 amino acids. The record is from RefSeq and is a predicted model, not a curated record.